Astyanax mexicanus (Mexican tetra) is the source of this 1557-nucleotide messenger RNA. Its product is annotated as SYCE1 domain-containing protein. Gene Ontology annotation, biological process: synaptonemal complex assembly. The transcript has 10 exons. Lineage: Eukaryota; Metazoa; Chordata; Actinopteri; Characiformes; Acestrorhamphidae. Gene Ontology annotation, cellular component: synaptonemal complex. The coding region runs from base 196 to 834 and encodes 212 amino acids. The record is from RefSeq and is a predicted model, not a curated record.
CCAGGAAAUAGAGAAAGUCUCGGGUCUGCUCGCCCUCAUUUAAAAAAGACUGCAUUGCGUGAGCAGUGUUGACCGUUACCGCACAUCCGGGUUCAUUCCCAAACGAAUUAGCUAGUUAAUUAGCCAGUUAGCUUUACCCAAACAGAACUUCACUUAUACCCCAAUUAUUCAGUUGUAUAUAGAUACACAACAAAGAUGACUAUAAAACUGGAGUCGUCCUUCAAUAUUGAGGAUGUCCUUAAAUUACCACAGUUCCCUUUCAGUGACAAUGAACCAAAAAUAGAGGAGUUGCUGAAGAAACUUAAAAAGCUACAACAAGCCAAACUAGAUCUUGAAGAGGAUGUAAAGGAGGCCUAUUCCCUUAAAAAUACUUUGCAUGAUGAAGAAGAUGCAUUAAGCAUUGAGGUCUUAAAGCUUCAGGAAAUGUUGAAUGAAAAAAAUGAGACAUGCAGAUCUCUGCAGCUAAAAUGUGAAGACCUUGAACAAGAGUCACAAAGGCAGUUUGAACUGAAGCAACAAAAAGAGGAGCUUGCAGGGCAGUACGGCUGUCAGAUCCAGGAAACCAAGCUGAGACACAGGAAAAUUCGGAUGAAGUUUGAGAAUCACCUGCAGCAACUAAUGGGACAGCACAAGAACCUAUACACUGUAUUUACUCCAGAGAGACUUCCUACUGAGAUACAAUCUGCUGAAUAUGCUACACAGCAGUUGUUGAAAGCUGAGCAGCAGAUGUUGGAGCAGGUAGCACACCUGCAGGAGCAGCUGAAUAAAGCACAGGCCACAGAUUCUGUGAAACGGAUGCAUGAUGAAUUAUUUACAAAGAUCCUGCAUAGUUAAGAGAGUUUAAAGUCACACCAGGCAUUCAUCCUCACAAAAAGACUUCUGUACAUUCUCAAUGAGGUAUUUGUAAUAUUACAUUAAAAAUUGUUGGUGUUCUCUGUUCAGCCAUGGAUUUGCUUUGUUUUAACCUUAUUUUUACUGUAAGAGUAACAGUAUUGUUAAUGUUAUUAUCAUUAAUUGCAGUUGAUCACAAGUAAAUCAGAAGUAAAAAGAACAAGGCCAACUACUCAGAAUUGUUUUUAUUUGUUAAUAUAAUACAAAAUUUACUAAAAGUUUGACUGAAUUUCUCAAAAAUUCAAAAAGAUGACAAAGUUCUGUUAUGUCAGUAAUCAACAUUAUCAGCAAUAAAAUUUGAUCAUACUUCUGUAUCAAACAUCUAGUAUAUUACAGCAUGCACCUCGUUUGAUGCUCUGGGAGUUCUUUGGUCUUUAGUAAUACCAGUCUGUCUGGUACCAUAAUUACAACUUUGCACUGAAAAAGUAGAGCCUAAGCCUGGUCCUGAGAGUAUGUACCAACCAUCUAUUCAAAACUAUCUCUUUGUAAUGACAUGGUUAACUCUGAAAUGUCAACUUCAAGUCAUACAUGCAUGGAUUUUGCAUAAGUAUGUCCUACAUAAGGACAGUAAAGUCAAAAAAGUGCUACAAAUAUGAAUAAUAAAUGCAUAUACUAAAAACAAGUGUGCCAAAAUUAAAGAUUUAAAUUUUCACUCUUUUUUUUUUU